Messenger RNA from Dothidotthia symphoricarpi CBS 119687, 6600 nucleotides. RefSeq lists its product as uncharacterized. NCBI's taxonomy places the organism in Eukaryota, Fungi, Ascomycota, Dothideomycetes, Pleosporales, Dothidotthiaceae. The record is from RefSeq and is a predicted model, not a curated record. Bases 1 to 6600 code for a protein of 2199 amino acids. Gene Ontology annotation, molecular function: phosphatidylinositol-3-phosphate binding. Gene Ontology annotation, cellular component: extrinsic component of membrane; phagophore assembly site. The transcript has 4 exons. Gene Ontology annotation, biological process: autophagosome assembly; reticulophagy; autophagy of mitochondrion.
AUGGCGUUCUUCUCGGGGCUCUCAAGCACCAUCGGCAAGAAGCUGCUCUUGUAUGUCCUGCGACACAUCGACAUACUCGACAAGGACCCGGCCGAGUUCGUGAGCGUCGAUGUCGGGAAGCGCACGACACUAGAGGUUCGAGAUGUCGGGCUGCACAUCAAGAAACUUGUAGCGCUAUUACACCUCAAGCUGCCGCCCGAGCUCCACCUCUCCAAGGCCAGAGCCGCGCUUCUCCGCGUCACCUUCGUGCUCGACUUUGGCGUUCCGCAGAUAUCGAUAGAGGUGGAUGGCAUACAAGUACAAGCCAGACUGAUCGAGAGUGUCGAGAACAGUGCGCUAGACCAUGGGCACACACGCAACCCGCCUGGGGCUCGACCGCCUCCAUACCGCCGACGACCAUCUUCCCCUCCGCUUCCCCGAGAUGAUUUGAGUGACGACUCAGAUGACGACGAACACGUGCCGACUGUAGACGAGCUCGCCAAGUCGUUCCUGCGCGAGGAGCCCGCUGAAGAGAUUAGGGAGCUUCAGCACGAAUUGGAAUCUCAGCCUAGAUACCUGUACGAGUCAAUCGCCUCGAGCGAUGACGGGGACGAUGAGGGUUCAGCGGGCAUGGGAGCACCCCUAGCUCUUCCGGCAUACCUACGAAAUAUCCUCAACACCGCGCUGGAUCGCCUCAGCAUCGUUGUCAACAACAUUGACGUUGAGGUCGAGGACCAAAUUUCCGCCGAUCCGUCAAGUACACCGAAACCGAGCGAGGCAUCUCCCGUGUCAUUGAACUUCCGCAUCGAGCGAAUAGCGAUCGAUUCAGUGGCCUCUCGAGAUGCGCGCGUCGAGGUCAGCUCGGCGGCAACGCCAGAAGACACCAGCUCCAAACUUGGAAAGCGCCGCAUGCGUGUGGAGAAUAUAUGUGCAAGGUUGGUGUCGGAUGCUGACAAUUUUGUGUCCAUGUCUAGAAUCUCAAGAUCAUCGUCACCUGCAACUACUCGUUCGGACCUUACAACCAGCCCAGAAAAGCAAAGCGAGCUGUCUGCGAGUCGAAUCUCAGCUCAAGUUGCGCCAGAGGUCGAAGCCGAAAUCGAAGAACAAUCCGAGGACGAGACCAUAAUACAAGGGCAGUCCAAGUCUAUGAGCUUGCCGCAAGCUGUCCUUCCACCUGUCCAAGCUUCGAUUGCCAGCCUGUGCGACGAGACCAGCAUUCCGACAGCGCCAUCUUCGCCGACAGCGCCAUCUCCACCCAAGCAGCAUCGCUUAAUGUCUUCUGUGCAUACCGUGGAUGAUGAUCGCUUUGCGGAUGCCGCUUCAGACGACGGAAUGAACGAGUACAUGGAGAACAACUCUCCUGCUCAAUCUCAGCAUUCUUUGCCGGUCCAAGAUUUGGGCGCAAGUAGCAUUCUAUACGAUGACGAGGGCCUGAUAGAGUAUGCGAUACAGAAUGACAUGCUAGACUCCACAUUCGACGAUGGCGCGAAUCCUCAGAUGCCCACGGAAUAUUCACAAGAUUGGGAGUCCGAUGGUGCAGGCUCACGCAGAGCUGCCCACCUGUCUGCUCCUGCGAGCGAAGCAUCGAUCUCCGCCCUACCCACAGUAUCUGCUCUUGGACGAUCGUUUAAAGCACCUAGUGCGAGAAGUUCACCUUCUCAGUCGAGGGUCUCCGAGCAGCUUCAACGUUCAACUGACCUGCUAGACGAUGUAUUCCAGGCGCCAGCGGAGGAACAACCAAGUCCGAUUGCUAGCGUUCAUCAAUUGUCCAAGUCGCUUCCUGAGCCGGAACAAGACCUAUCAGAAUCACAGCUCUCCAGCCCUGACGAUGGGGAAAGCAUGUAUAUGAGUGCAAUAAGCGUCGCGCGGACGGAUUCAUCAGAUGGACUGCACCUCCCAGGAGGCUGGGAAACUUCACCCACAUCGAGCCAUGAUAGUGCAUCGGACAGAUCUGAAUCAAUCCCAGAAGAGAUGAUCGCUAGUAGUAUUUUAGUUCCACCUCCGGAGAUAGAGGACGGCUGCGAAACUCCACGCCCAGGAAGCCGGCAGAGUAUAGCUUCUUCCCAGCGAUUUAGACAAACACAGACCCCAACUGGCCAAGCUGACGUUAUCCGAAAGCAGGCAAAGACUUUCCUGACUAUCGACGAAGUCACUGUGUGGUUUCCGCUAGGACUGGAAGGAGAGGAACUUUCCGAGCAGACGGAUGGAUUUGAGAUUGAGGAGUCUAGCUUAGACUUCAAGCCACCAAACAUUGGAGAGGAUUCUAUCUUUGCUGAGAUGCCAGGCUCUUUUUCAAACUAUGCCCAUUCAACAUCACAUCGACGUAGAGGUUUGGAGGAGUCGACGCAGCGACGCCCAACCACGAAACCUGCCAGGAUGGAGAGGCCUACUGAGCGACCCAAGAAGGAGUCUUCACCUGUCAUUAGCAUCGAAGUAGGCUCAGUAGUUGGACACAUGGAUGUAUCCACGGGUCGCAUCAUGUUCGGAAUGCUUGAUCGAGUCCUCAAAGCUCUGACUGGUGAGCCUAGCCAGGACAAUACGGCAGCAAAGAGCGAAGAGAUUUCGCAACCUGCGAAAAGCAGUGUCGAACUCUUAGUGCGUCAUGUUGGUCUUGCUUGGUUGGAGAGCAUAAUGACUGAGUCAAUCCUGGAGGGACAAGCAUCGAGUCGUAUGCUUGGCAUCAACCCUGUGGACGCUAUUCUAAGAGCGGGUCUAUCGAAGAUUCGCGUGACCAGUCAAACAAACUCCCAAGAGGUGCGUGCGAAGCUACUGAUAGGUACAUUUGUUUUGUCAUCGUUGGAUUUGGAUAUCAUCUCUUUCGACAAUUCGAAAACCCGACCCCGGCCAUCUAUCAGCAACACCUCUGAACGGCUCAGCAACGAUGUGGAGAUUGAUUAUGAGCAAGGCAGAGACAAACGGGUCACAGUCGUCACUCGUCCCGUCAAAGUCAUGCUCGAUAUUCAAAAGCUUGAUGAUGCACUCAGUUCCUUUGGUGGGUUUAGCGGAGUGCUGGAACUAGGCAACUCCAUCAGCUCCAACCACACCGUCAAUAGUCCAGUGAUGUCGCCAACGCGACCAAGGCCACGUGGUGUCCAUUUCGGCGACUCUCUGCCACCCCCGUCCGAAGCACCAUCAACGCCGACUAGUAUACCGAAGAUUCAUGUUCACUUUGGCGAGGUUUCACUUACUCUGAAAGGGAAGAGUUGUGCCGUGCAACUGCAGACAACCUCUGUCCGUGUCGCCGCCCGCGGAAGCAACCUUCGUUUGAAAAUCUCAGAAGUUCGGCUUUCUGGUCCGCACCUUGACGCAGCGCAAGCAGGUGCACCCCUUCUGGUGGAGAUACAGGGAACUACCGUGAACCUCCUGACCGCGCCCGACGAAGCCGAUCUUUCAAGACUGAUAUCUUUGAUUACGCCGUCGAAAGAUCCAUACGAAAACAACGAAGACAUACUCAUCGAAACAUUGCUGCGUCAACGUCGAAAGGGAUCAAUUCUCCGUGUUGAAAUCAGCAGUGUGGGCGUACGAGUAUCCGAUCUAGAGCAGAUGAAGGUUUUUGAGGCGCUAGGAGCAGAAGUGGCGCGUCUAUCAAAAGUCACCAAAUAUCUCCCGGAUGAUGACCGACCUGGUAUCCUCACGCUUGCAACGGUGCAGAAGCUCGAUGCACGUGUCGCAGUCAAUGAGAAGCUUGGAGAUGUCUCCGUCUCUCUACAGCACGCUUCUGUUGCACACGUCGGAGUUCCGGCUCUGCUCGCGACAGAAGUUGGAAAGGCUGUCGUAAGCCGGGAUGAUGAAGUCUUGAUUCAUGAAGUUGUGAAACUGCGGCCGCAAGAUCAACUACCUAUGAUCAUGGUGAGGAUGGUUGGAGACGAAAUGGAACCCGUCGUCAAGGCUAAGCUUUUCAACCUUUGCGCCGAGUACAGGGUGUCAACCAUCAUGGCCGCCCUUGGCAUUUCAGACGAUGGCACAGCUGACGAAAUCGCAUUGGGUAUUGCUGCAAGCGUCGCAACUAUCACGGGAGCUUCUUCUCCAAAGACACUCAGUAGGCAAUCGUCCCAGGCAAGCACGCCUUCUACUGUCACUGCGAAGCCGUUGGAGAUUGACCUACUGCUCAGAAAUUGCGCAGUUGGUCUGAAUCCACGCAAGAUUCCUUCGAAAUGUCUAUUCGUACUUACAGAAGCCCACGUAUCAGGCAAGCAGGCCAAAACUGACUAUUCGGUUUUGGUCGAGCUUAGAAAGGCUUCCAUACAUGCUAUCGACGACAUUGCUCGCCUUGAAGAGGAACACGAGCCAUCACCGGCUGCCAGCGCGAUAGGUGUGAACCGACAUCUCGCUGAACUACGCGAGAUUGGAUUCGUGUCUCUGAGCUCCGUUUCUGCUGCCAAAAUCUGUGUUAACAUUGCAGGCGAUGGCAAAGACAAACCGCAGCUUGUCGAUGUGGAGUUCAAAAAUGAGCUUUUUGUUCUGGAAUCUUGCGCAGACUCUACCCAAACGCUCAUUGCCGUCCUGAAUGGUCUCCAGCCGCCAACACCUCCCUCUACGGCUGAAAGAUAUCGGACGGUGGUACCGCUGCAGCAAAUGAUGGAAUCCUUCACCGGUGAUGCAGUUGCCGGCUCCGAUGACCCUGACGACGACGAUUUCAUGAGCAACGCCGAUCUUGUCGACGAUGAAGUGCCUACGAACCUCGAAUAUGUAGGCAGCUUUUACAAUCCGGACUCUAUACCCACCGACGAACAGAUGGGAGAUAGCAUGCUCGGCGAAGACGAUCUUGGCGCGUUGGCAACUCCGCCUCUCAUCCGGCAACGCGGAGAUCGUGGUCUUCUAGAAAGCUUCCAGGAACACUACGAAGUCACGAAAGACGAAGAAGGUUUCGACUUCAACGAGAAAUACUUCCACGACUCCGACUCAGACCACAAGGGCAAAGCUAAGAAGUGGGAUUCGACAAAGAACCAGUAUCAUCUCACGAACGAGUUCAAGAUCCCAGAUGCGCCGCUUAAAGUCAGGGUGCGGGAUAUGAACAUCAUCUGGAAUUUGUACGAUGGUUAUGACUGGCCUCGCACUCGCGAUAUCAUCACGCAAGCCGUAGACAAUGUUGAAGCUCGUGCCGAGGAGCGACGACGAAGGGCUCAAGACGAAGACGAAGAAGAUGAUGACUUUGUUGAGGAGGACUUCUUGUUCAAUUCGGUCUGGAUUGGCGUUCCUAUCAACGACGAGAAGGGAGCACUCGCGCGCCGGAUCAAUCACGAUAUCGAUGACUUGGUCAGUGAGACGGGCAGCUAUGCGACUUCCACUGCUACUCGCUCCACUGGAGCUACCGCACGCCCACGUACCGCUACGAAGUCAGGCAGACGUCGCCUCAAACUCGAGCGCAGCAAGCACAAGAAGAUUGUGUUCUCGCUUAUGGGUGUAGCCGUCGACUUGGUGGCGUUCCCGCCUGAUUCUGGUGAGACAUUGAACUCCAUCGAUGUCCGUGUGCGAGACUUUGAGAUCUUCGAUCAUGUGCCUACGUCGACUUGGAAGAAGUUCGUGACUUGCGUCAUUGAGCCCAGCGCGCGGGAGUUGGAUAGACCGAUGAUCAAUCUGGAGUUGUUAACAGUGAAGCCAGUGACUGAUCUGGCUGCUUCCGAGCUGGUCAUCAAGGUCACCAUUCUCCCCCUCCGUCUACACAUCGAUCAGGACGCUUUGGACUUCAUCACCCGCUUCUUCGAGUUCAAAGACGACUCCGCGCCCAGCACCGACACCGCACCAGCUGCAGAACAACCUUUCAUCCAACGUCUCGAAGUUAACGCAGUAAAGCUCAAACUCGACUACAAACCUAAACGUGUCGACUAUCGGGGUCUACGCUCAGGCCAUACCACGGAAUUCAUGAACUUCCUCAUCCUCGACGGCUCCGACAUCACGCUCCGCCACGCCAUUGUCUAUGGCAUCACAUCUUUCGACAAAUUGAACAAGACGCUGAACGAUGUAUGGGCCCCCGAUGUAACGCGUAACCAACUCCCAGGCGUCAUGGCCGGUCUCGCAGCGGUGCGUCCCCUCGUUAACGUCGGAUCUGGCAUGCGCGAUCUGGUCGUCGUGCCCAUGCGCGAGUACAAAAAGGACGGCCGCAUCGUGCGCAGUCUACAGAAAGGCGUGUACGCAUUUGCCAAAAACACAACCAGCGAGGUUGCCCGUCUAGGCGCUAAAGUCGCCAUCGGCACGCAAACACUCCUCGAAGGCGCAGAAGCCUUCCUCGUCCCGCAACCCGCUUCCUCACCUCGCUCUCGUUCCCGCCAGUCCGCCGACUGGGACGGUUCAGACCCGCCUUCCCCUACCGAAGAACCCCGUGCAGUCUCCCACUAUGCAAACCAGCCCAUCGGUGUGCGCGCCGGUCUCCGCAGCGCUGCACGCCACCUCGAGCGAGACCUACUCACUGCGCGCGACGCUGUCAUUGCUAUUCCCGCCGAGGUCAUGGAGCAAGGGAGCGGCGUGGGCAUGGCGCGUGCGCUGGCGAGACACGCGCCGACCGUUAUCCUCAGGCCUGCGCUGGGAGCGACGAAGGCGGUUAGUAACGCGUUGUUGGGCGUGGGGAAUGCGCUGGAUGAGGGGAGUCGUCGCAAGAUUGAAGAUAAAUACAAGAGCUAUUAG